Aspergillus affinis is the source of this 1098-nucleotide messenger RNA. RefSeq names its product terpene synthase family protein. NCBI's taxonomy places the organism in Eukaryota, Fungi, Ascomycota, Eurotiomycetes, Eurotiales, Aspergillaceae. The transcript has 10 exons. The coding region runs from base 1 to 1098 and encodes 365 amino acids. The record is from RefSeq and is a predicted model, not a curated record.
AUGGCAAUCAUUGAAAUCGUCAAGAAUCAACUGCUACCGACCGGAAAGACGCUGCUCCAAAUGCGGCAUAUCCCCGUGCGUCUUCCAAACAUGUUCGUGCUGUUCCUGUCGGAAAGCCCAGCAGUCAAUCCAUUCUAUGAGACGAUAAGAAAAGAUUCGGAAACAUGGAUGGCAAACAAAUGCUUGUUCAAUGGGAGGUCCUGGAAGAUUCUAUCCAAGACUGAUUUCUCAUACUUCUGCUCCAUUUCAGCGCCACAUGCCUCGCCUGAAAGACUUCGAACUGUUUGUGACUGGGGAAACUGGGUGUUCCCUUUUGAUGAUCAAUUCGACAACGGUGGAUUAAAAGAUGAUCCUGAGCGCGCCCAAGAGUUGAUAAAUAGACUUCUGGCUCCUAUGGAAGACCAUGGCGAAUGUCUGCAGAACAACACCGAGGAUCCUCUCGUCGCAGUCCACACGUCGGUGUGGGAUCGCAUUGUGAAAGACUCACCAGAAGGCGUUCAACGGCGAUUCGCAAGUGCGAUGCAGAACUACUGCGCCGGAACUCUAGAGCAAGUGUAUAGUCGCUCCAAGGGACAGAUCCCCACACUCGAGGAGAUGCUCGAUCUGCGCAGGAAGUCAGCGGGCGUUGCGCCACUCUUUGCUCUUAUUGAGUACGCGCACCAGCUCGACAUCCCAGACGCGGUAUUCUCAACAAGUAGUAUUCGGGAAAUCGAACGGAUCGGCAUUGAUCUAGUACUUUUACAAAACGACCUCCUUUCUUACUGCAAGGAAGAGAAAGAAGACGUCACCCACAACGUAGUCGCCAUAUGUCGCCAAUCCGGCAUGUCCGCACAAGCAGCCUUCGACCACAUUGGUGAGAUGCUAACCAGCUGCUACCGGGACUGGUAUCUCGCACUGGCCGAAUUGCCAAGUUGGGGUGAGGCAGUAGACGCACCAAUUCAGGGGUAUAUACGGGGUGUGCAGAAUGUUGUGCAGGCGAAUUUGCAUUGGAGCUUUCGGUCUGGAAGGUAUUUUGGACGAGAGAAUGAGAGAGUUCGCACGACUGGUGUUGUGCAUGUGAGGCCGAAGAGUGCUGAUUUGAUUAGGAAUAUGAUUUGA